Messenger RNA from Peronospora matthiolae, 531 nucleotides. Lineage: Eukaryota; Oomycota; Peronosporomycetes; Peronosporales; Peronosporaceae. The record is from the annotation of a GenBank genome assembly.
AUGACAGCGGCAGACAUCAGAAACAUUCUGCCGAACGCGUCGAACAAGAACUCGAGCCCACACGAGAUGGUGUUCAAGAAGGUUCCGCGCGUCGAUCACAUGCGCGUGUUUGGUGCGCAAUGCUAUGCGCAUGUGGCAAAGGAGAAGAGGAAGAAGCUGAACGACUCAGGCGUGCGAUGUUUCUUUCUCGGCUGUGCGAAGGAUCAAAAGGCGUAUCGGCUUCUUAGUGCGGACGAUGGCUCGAUCGUGAUUUCAAGAAGCGUCACGUUCUCUGAGCAUUCUGUCUCGAAAACAUCGAAAAGCAGAGACACGCGGGUCUUCGAUGUCAUUGAAGAAGAGGAAAGUGUGGAGGCGUCGCUACCCGAUGAUGAAGACAUACCAGCGCCGGUGACCGAAGAAGAGCUACGCACCCCACCACUUCGAGCGCAGAACAGCUCUCAUGACGGACCAAGUGAUCGACCAAGCGACACCAUUCCUACGCGCGCAUCCAGCACACCCGGAAGAAACGGAGAAGAAGAGUGGAUGGUGUGA